Westerdykella ornata is the source of this 2076-nucleotide messenger RNA. RefSeq lists its product as uncharacterized. NCBI's taxonomy places the organism in Eukaryota, Fungi, Ascomycota, Dothideomycetes, Pleosporales, Sporormiaceae. The record is from RefSeq and is a predicted model, not a curated record. The transcript has 4 exons. Bases 429 to 1886 code for a protein of 485 amino acids.
UUCCCGUGUUAGCGCCAGCGGAAGUGUUCCUGUCUGGGUAUGGUUGAGAUGGAUUUGAGGUGGAUCCUGCUGCACGCGAUGCGGAAGGGGUUUCCGGUGAAGUCUCGUUUACGGUCUCUGUGUUGGCUGGGGAUGUAUGUAUAAUCAUGGAAACGGUUUGCCCCGUGGGACCUCCGAGUGAUUCUAAACCGGCGCUGGAUGUCUCUCUCUUCGUUUCUCCCCUCCUGAGGCUAUCAACGACAUCCCGACGAUAAUUGAUCGUUGUAUAGUUCGCAGGGACGAGCAUGAGGGACUGACGAUGGAUGUAAGGGAGUUGUUGUUUGUUUCUUCUUUUACGUCUGGUCCAUUCGAUAUACUCUCUCGCUGAGUUACAUUCACUAUCACCGUCGUUCCCGUCGUCGUCUACUCUACCCAUACGGUAGCCUUUCAUGGCUUCUUCGCCCGCUGGUAAUCGGGUGGGCGCUGUUAUAUUCACGUUUACGCUUCUUUCGGGAAUUACGGUGUUCUUUCGCCUGUUUACACGCGUUGCUGUUAUUCGAAAUGCGGGUCUCGAAGAUGUCUUAAUUGCACUGGCUAUGGGGUUUUCUAUCGGCCUCACCGCGACUAUUGGUGCACAAAUCCAAAAUGGAAUGGGCAAGCAUAUCUUCGAGCUAUUAGCCGACGAGAUGAUCGACUCCCAAAAGGCGUUCUGGGCAAGCAUAUGGAUUUACUACCUCGCGCUCGCCUUCACAAAGCUCUCCAUCUUAGUGCAAUACCUCCGCAUAUUCCCUACCCGACGCUUCCGUAUCGUAUGCUCCGUUGUGAUCGGCCUUGUGGCGCUGUACGGUGUCUGGGGAUUGUUUGGAAGUAUCUUUCUUUGCGUCCCCGUUCACUCCUUCUGGGAUAAGAGCGUCGGCGGAAAAUGCAUGGAUCAAUUCGCUGUAUGGUUCUCCAAUGCAGCGAUGAACAUUGCGCAAGACUUCGUCAUACUGCUGCUCCCUAUGCCUGUCCUGCGCCGAUUAUCGAUUCCAACGAGGCAGAAGAAAGCACUCAUGAUUGUCUUCGCUCUGGGAGGAAUCGUCUGCAUCGUCUCCGUCGUCCGCCUCCACUCCCUCUUCUCCAUCUCCAACUCCCGCGACCCAACCUUCGACAACCCCCCGGCAGCCACCCUCUCCUCCGUUGAAACCAACAUUGGCAUCAUCACCGCCUGUCUCCCCUCCAUGCGCCCACUCCUCUCCGCAAUGAUGCCCAACUAUUUCCCUCGCAGCACCCCCUCGUAUUACGCCAACGGCCGCUCCGAAGUCGACGAAGAACAACCGAAGCGACAGCACCAUCCCCACACGCGCAACCUCUCCGCAGCAUCCACCCUGCGUCCCGCAACAGGAACCACCCUCCGUCCCACCACCGCCUCAACCGGAAAAGCGUGGCAAAAAGGCCAUUCCCGCUCCACCAGCGACACCACGCACUACACCUCCACGACCGAACUCUCCUCCCUCUCCUCCUCCACCAAACCCUCUUCCUACCGCCCGACACUGCCCCCCAACCACCACGAAAAAGCCGCCGUCUUCGGCACCGGCCCUCUCAUCCACGGCCCCGCGCGCCAAGUCCACAUCCGCUCGGCCUCACGCACGCCGUCCAUACAGCUGGCGGGUGGUGCGCCGAGGUUGCCUAGGUUGCCGGAGAAUGUGGCUGUGAUUGGGGACUUGAGCUUCUAUCCUGCGCCGUUGUUUAGUGGUGGGAGUGGGAGCGGGCAUCGACGCAGUGCUUCGAGUCCGUUGGCAUCGUCGGUGUAUAGUAAUAGUAGGCCGAGGAUGGGAUCGAGGACGAGGCCGACGACGCCCCUGGUAGGGGUGGUGCAGAAGCCAUUGCCGAUUACGCCGUUUCCGGUUGCGACGGACGCGACGUAGCGGGCGGCUUCCUGAUGAAGGGAGGCAAGGCAAUGUGUGCGCGUCACUGUUCAACAAUUUUCUCAGCCCUCCUCCAUCGACAGAUAGAACACCUUGGGCGCAGUUCGACUAUGGAUGGGACCUGUAUAGGGGCUCUCAGGUGGCACUUAGUGACUUAGCAUUGAAGCGACUCUCGUCUGCAAAGAAGAGA